AUGGCCUUGCGAGAUGCACUGGCUGUUCAGAAGAGAACAAGAAGCAGUGUUCCAAGGAGGAGGACAGGCUGCCAAACAUGCCGUAAAAGAAGGAUAAAGUGUGAUGAGAGUAAGCCGAGUUGCGCGAAAUGCCUUCGAUCUGGAUGGAAAUGUGACUAUGAUGCUGCAUCGGCCUCUUCCGAGAGUGAGACCAGCCCAGCUACGAUAUCAGGAUCAUCAGCUCUCUUGCCCAUCGCCAGCUACUCCAUCCCAUUCAAGAUCCCCGGAAGCCAGAAAGACCGGAGACUGCUCCACUACUUCUGUGUCCAAGGUUCAGAGGAUAUCUCUGGGUUUCUGGCAUCGGGCUUCUGGUCUCAAACUGUGCUCCAGGCUGGACACGAAGAUCUAGUGGUGCGGCAGGCCCUGGUUGCAAUGAGCUCACUCCCCCUAGACUACAUAUCGUCAAGUCCUGACAAAGCAUCGGCAGCCAGUCCCGAAACCUUGAGUCUGUACGGCAAAGCUUUACGAUCCCUAGGGAAGCGGAUAGCUCAGCCUUCAGAUGGCGCUACAAGGACUGCUUUGGUCUGCUGCAUUUUGUUCUAUUGCUGCGAAAGCACCAUCGGUGACCGCAAUGCCGCACUCCAACAUCUCAGCAACGGCCUUAAGCUCCUGGCAUCUGCUCAACGUGAAAAGGUCGCCGACGGGUCCAAGGACAUCGAGAGCAUGACCACUAUUUUCGAACGCCUGGACAUGCAAGCCAGCUUCUUCGAAGACGACCGAAUACCAAUCCUUGCGUCACCAGAGUAUAAAUGUGAAGAGCCAGAUCAUGGCCCAAUGCCGCCGCAUAAAGACUUCCUGGGGCUUCAAGACGCUCAGCAGCGACUGGUUAAACUUCAAGCAUGGUUGUAUCAUUUUGUCAACAAGAACUCCGAAUUCUAUCAGGAGGCGAAGGAGUCCCUGAGCUUGGACAUUUUGGAAGAAAAGUCUUCUUUGGAACAGGGUUACAAUGCCUGGAUCGAAGGCAUCAACGAAUUCGAGAACAGAGAUCGCCACGAUGACCAAACCUUGCACGGUAUUCGAACACUUCUGGUUCACUUCCACGUUUGCCAAAUGAUAUUGCAAUCAAAGUUCCCUCAAGAUCACAGCGUGUUUGGUGCUUCGCCUAAUCCAACCGCUCAUCACAUACUCGAUCUGGCUGAGACCUUGCUCGAGCAUACCAUACAGGUCAAUGCCUCUCCUAGUGCUACUAGGACUCCACGGCGCAAUUUCUCGCUGGAAACUGGAGUUGUAGCUCCAUUGUUCGCUCUGGCAAUCAAAUGCUCAGACGAUUCAGUGGCUACAAGAGCUGCUCAAAUGCUUGCCUCAUCAUACCGAAGGGAGGGUCUAUACGAUGCUCAGACCAUGUCGCGUAUCAUUAAUGAACUGAAAAGAUCACGAGAGAGUGCCAUGCAGAUCAAAGAGCAGAAUGGAGGUUCGAUCGAAGAUAUGAUUCCACUAGAAUACCAUAUACCUGAUCAGUAUGACGGCGGUGGGAUAGACAAGCUUCUUUGGUCUAUGAGUCUUUGA
Fusarium musae is the source of this 1545-nucleotide messenger RNA. RefSeq lists its product as uncharacterized. NCBI's taxonomy places the organism in Eukaryota, Fungi, Ascomycota, Sordariomycetes, Hypocreales, Nectriaceae. The transcript has 2 exons. The record is from RefSeq and is a predicted model, not a curated record. Bases 1 to 1545 code for a protein of 514 amino acids. Gene Ontology annotation, biological process: regulation of DNA-templated transcription. Gene Ontology annotation, molecular function: DNA-binding transcription factor activity, RNA polymerase II-specific; zinc ion binding.